UGUGUUAUAUCAUGUCUAAUGCUUAAAACACAGAACACGACACUGGCUGUAGCAACGUUUCUUUCGAACACAAUUAAGCUGUGUUGUAUGAUCCGAUUUAAAUCACGCGUGCAUUGAAAAAUAACGAAGAAAAAGCGAAAAAAAACAACUUAUAUAGUCACAUCGCUUGAAGGAAGCUGAAUUCCAGUAGCCCCUCGUAAUGCCAUUGAAUCCUCAGACCCGUCUUAUUCUGGGUGUCUUGCUGUCCUGCUUGGUGUUAUCCUUGAUCGUACAUAUAUCAUACAAACAAUCGAUGACAACAAAGCAGACAGAAAGCUUCGGAAGGCAAAGUCUACUCAGCCCUGAUCCUGUGACUGGACUGACAGAUGAUGAAAAACAAAAAACGACCGAACCAACAAAAUCUACAUACUCUUUACGAGAACUGAUUUGCAAGGAGGAUAAACAACUGGUUGAUCAGAUUAUUCACAUGGAUGUCAAAAACAAAGCCGAGUAUCUCCGACUCAUCACUAAACCAGUUCAGUCCGCAUGCAAAUCAAGGCUACGCUUGGGUGGACAUAAAGCUGGUGCUAGUGCUUGGGAUGGCCACAAAUUUGUGUGUGAGGAUGACUUAGAGGGACUGAUUGGUGGAACGCAGUCUUGUUUAGUUUACAGUUUCGGUAUCAGUGGAGACCUCUCCUUCGAAAACCAAAUGGCCGCCAUUGGCUGUACAGUACAUGCGUAUGAUCACACAAUAAAAUCUUUGCCUGCCACUUCCUUCCCUCACAAAAUACACUGGCAUAAAGUGGGUAUGGCAUCCAACAAUGACAAAUCAGAUCUAAAGACUCUCGGAUACCUCAUCGGUCACAACGGACACAGCAACGACAUCAUACAUUACUUGAAGGUUGACAUUGAAGGCGAGGAGCGAAACAGCAUUCCUGAAUGGAUCCGAAGUGGCUCCUUGGCAAAUGUUAAGCAGAUUGGGAUUGAAUUCCACCAGGGUGAUAAUGGCAAAAAUUUCCAAAGCUACGCGGAAAUCACCAAACUGCUGAGCCAGCACGGCUUCAAACUCAUCUCGUGGGACCCCAACAUGGUCGUGACAUCCAACCUUAAAAGCGGGCCGUAUUCCUGCUUCGAAGUUGUUUUCCGAAAAACUGAACUGAUUGACUGUCGUGGAAUUUAAUAUUUUAUGUUUUAUAUUGUUCAUGCCAGAAUUAUUAGGCUUGUUAUUCCUGACUGUCAUUUUAAAACCUAUCAUCAAGUUAAGGUUUAUAGCUUUUGAAUAACAAUUUCUUAUAACACAAACUAAAGUAAAACUAGCUGAAGUCAAUAAAUUUUGAAG
This is a messenger RNA of Symsagittifera roscoffensis, 1318 nucleotides long. RefSeq lists its product as uncharacterized. The record is from RefSeq and is a predicted model, not a curated record. The transcript is spliced from 8 exons. NCBI's taxonomy places the organism in Eukaryota, Metazoa, Xenacoelomorpha, Acoela, Convolutidae. Bases 200 to 1159 code for a protein of 319 amino acids.